AUGGCUCAUGCAAUGGCUCACAAAACAGGUCUACGGGGAGCCCUCUCCAAACUACGCAAGACGCAGCAACCUGCCAAAUCUACACGUGAGCCAGAGAUUCCCCUUAUCCAGGACAAAGUCUAUCCUCGUUCCAAGCGUCCUGUCUCAAAGGAUUCCCCCAUUUAUUCUGAAUUGAUGUUCCCACCCACUCCCCUCCCAAUCGUCCCCAUGGCGUCCGAUUCCAAUCUUGAUCCUCUAGUCAUGGCUUCUACUAUUUCCCAGGCCCGCCUGAAUGCUCUGCAAUCAGGAGAGGACUUGGACUUGUUUUUCCAACGGGGUAAGGACUGUAUUGAUGCUUAUGCCCAGGCCACCAAGGCCAUGAUGGAAGAUGCUUCUGCCCGCGUCAAAGAUGGAGAGGAUCCUCCAUUUGACGAGAUCGAACAGAUGAAGGAACGCUUCUUUAAAUACUGCCAGUCAAUCGUGGAGGAAGCAUUGUCCCUGGUCUCACGAGCUCGAGCCGCCAAUCACCCCCGGCAGAUCGAAGUUUCCAGCAGCUCGACCAUGCCUUCGCUGGUCUCCUCAACUUCAACCAUGACUGGAUCUGAGCCAAAAACGCCCUUGGAAUUUGGCUCACUUGCUGACAGAUCAGGAUUCUCUGAGGCAUUGCUCGCGUCUAGCGGCCAGCACCGCCUUCGUCUCUACAAUGUGAGCAGUAGCGACUGGGUCAUGGUCCCAUCGAUGCCCUCUCCCACCUCUCCAACCAAGGUUGUGGCCCCCGACGACAUGGAUCCUGUUGAGGAAUCGAUUCAUCUCGGUGUCAUCGUGCGCAUCUUCGGCAAGUUGUACACAAUGUCGAAGAUGAUGGAGACAAUUCUCUUGUAUUACGGCGCUGAGCCCGACAACUCUGAGACUAGUCUGCCAUACUGGAUCAAACGCAGCGAGCAAAACGUGCGCACUCAAAAGAUGGCUGUACUGAUUGACACUGUCGAACACCUGUAUUACGCCCUCUACGCCCGCAUUACCAUUGAGCUGGCCAGCAUUGAGCUCUGCGGUUCCUUCCGAAUCGACACUCGUGUAUUGCGAAUCGAGCUUCCGCUCCGUAUGCCAGAAGCUGAUCAUCUCUACCGCAUCGUUCUGGCAUUCAAGGAAGUGCUGGACUCUCCGGAGAUCUGCGCAAUCCUUCGGAAAGAAGUCAUCGCCUACUUCCAGCAAGGAUAUAUCAACCAGGUUACAAAAGAGAAAAGCCAGGACGAGUUCCCCCACUUUGACCCACUCGGAUAUCGCCCGUUUGCGAUGAGAACCGUCUCUUACCGACGCGGAUCCUACUGUGAGAAAUGGAGACAACUCAUUCCAUUCUUCAACUCCAUCCCAGCGGAGACCAUGGUAACCCUGUCGGAGAAAUAUCUCCUGAUGACUCCAGUGGCUAUGCCGCCUGACGACAUUCCAAUCGAGAAGCUCCCAUGGAUCCGCCCAGAGGAUGUGGGAAUGAAGGUCUGGGACACAAAUGCUGUGAAUGAUAACCGCUUGUCUGAGUUCGCCAAAAGGAAUGGUACAAGCAUCGGAGAAGAGCGCAAGAAGGAGUUAAUCCCUGACCUUUACUACCAGGUCAGGCAACGAAAGUGCAUUUGCGACUCUAUCUGCGCAUGUUCCUGGGAGUGUACCUACGAGGUGGAGCGCGCCUGCCCUUGUGCGGAACGACAUCUACGCAUCAUGGUGACCAAGCGUCGACUCGCAUACAGACGGAAGAAUGGACCUACUUUCGCCGCUACUGCUUCUACCACUGCUCGCAUGUUCUUCGAUGGUCUAACUGAGCUCAGCCGUGAUGUCAAGGAUGCUGAUAUCGCCAAUGAAUUGGAGAAUGCUUUUGAAUUGUUCUCUCUGUUAAUCUCCGCCGAACGCGAUAUGACUCCCAAGGGAGACUCCCAGACAAGUUUCUAA
Penicillium egyptiacum is the source of this 1917-nucleotide messenger RNA. Lineage: Eukaryota; Fungi; Ascomycota; Eurotiomycetes; Eurotiales; Aspergillaceae. The record is from the annotation of a GenBank genome assembly.